Molecule: messenger RNA, 1315 nt
Organism: Styela clava
Lineage: Eukaryota; Metazoa; Chordata; Ascidiacea; Stolidobranchia; Styelidae
Product: transaldolase-like
Biological process (GO): pentose-phosphate shunt; pentose-phosphate shunt, non-oxidative branch; carbohydrate metabolic process
Cellular component (GO): cytoplasm; intracellular anatomical structure
Molecular function (GO): transaldolase activity
Source: RefSeq, a predicted model, not a curated record
AUAAUUUUGAUAAAUCACCUGCAUACUCCGUUAGCUUAUGAAUCAUUUAUGUCAAUUACAGUUUAAAUAGAUAGCGUCGUGCCUUAUUACCUCUAGUUAUGUCUGCUGCAGAUGCCAAAAAACAGAAAAUGGCCAACACUUUGGAUCAAUUGAAAGAAAAAACAGUCGUUGUUGCAGACACUGGCGAUAUUCAAGCAAUAUCUCGAUACCUUCCGACUGAUGCGACCACAAAUCCAUCUUUGCUGCUUGCAGCUUCUCAGAUGCCAGAAUACAGUGAAUUAAUUGAAGACGCAAUAAGCUUUGGUGAAAAAAAUGGAAACACUGCAGAUGAAAAAGUCACCCAUGCCAUUGACAAAUUGUUUGUUAAUUUUGGGGCAAAAAUUUUGAAAAUUGUUCCUGGAAGAGUUUCUACAGAAGUGGAUGCCAGGCUAUCGUUUGAUGUUGAUGCAUCUGUAGCAAAGGCACAUCGCUUUAUUGAAUUGUAUGAACAACAGGGGAUAUCAAAAGAUAGAAUUCUCAUCAAACUUGGUACUACAUGGGAGGGAGUACAAGCCGCCAAAAUACUCGAAAGUGAAGGAAUUCACUGCAACAUGACAUUGUUGUUUUCAUUUGCACAGGCUGUAGCAUGUGCAGAAGCGGGUGUUACAUUAAUUUCACCUUUUGUUGGAAGAAUAUACGAUUGGUAUGUGAAGAGCACCGGACAGAAAGAGUAUGGACUUCAUGAUGACCCAGGAGUACAAAGUGUGACAAAGAUUUACAAUCAUUACAAAAAGUUUGGAUAUAAGACCGUUGUCAUGGGAGCUUCAUUUAGGAAUACAAAACAAAUCAAAGCUCUCGCUGGAUGUGAUUUGCUUACAAUCUCACCGAAAUUACUUGAACAACUUCAAUCUGAUGAUGACAAGCUAGAAACGCAAUUAUCAGCUGAAGUGGCACAAAGCCAGAAACUGGAAAAAGUUACCUUGACAGAAGCCCAAUUCCGAUACAUGCAUAAUGAAGACCCGAUGGCAGUUGAAAAAUUAGCUGAAGGAAUUAGAAAAUUCGCUGCUGAUUCUAUCAAACUUGAAAAAAUGUUAAGGGAAAAGAUGCAAGAAACUAAUGGAGCUUCUUGAACCAACAAAGUGAAACCUUACCUUCAAGUAUUCUUACCCUGUUACCAACUUCAUCUCAACCAUGCAUGGCCAAAGCAUAAUCACACUUUUUUAAAACUCUGGUUGAUAAGUUGGAUUUAGUUUUGUAGACAUAUUAAUUCGAGAUUCAAUUACAUAAUCAUGCUUAUCAUAAAUUUGAUAGUUGCAAUAAAGCUGUAAUUUCAUUA